Pipistrellus kuhlii (Kuhl's pipistrelle) is the source of this 2593-nucleotide messenger RNA. It is a transcript of the gene LRRC14B, whose product is annotated as leucine rich repeat containing 14B. The transcript is spliced from 2 exons. The coding region runs from base 32 to 1570 and encodes 512 amino acids. The record is from RefSeq and is a predicted model, not a curated record. Gene Ontology annotation, cellular component: cytoplasm. NCBI's taxonomy places the organism in Eukaryota, Metazoa, Chordata, Mammalia, Chiroptera, Vespertilionidae.
UGUCCUGCCUUUGUCACCGCAGGUGGGCAGGAUGAAGUCACUGCGCUUUGCUUCUGCCGAGGCCCUGGCGUCCCACCCGCAGGUGGCCCUGCAGAGCCUGGACAGCGUGGCCCACAACCUCUACCCACUCCUCUUCAAGGCCAGCUACCUGCUGGAGCGAGCGGAGGUGAUCCGAGCCCUGCUGCAGCGGUGGCCGCUGGAGGAGUUCCGGCUUGGGGCCCUGCUGGGGCCCAGCACAGACCACGCAGCCGACCUGCGAGACCGGGCCUGCAGGGCCUGCCUGGAGGCCUGCCUGCGGGGCCUGGCGGACCACGUGCUCCGGGGCACGGGCCCGCGGCGGCUGCUGUUGGCCGACCUCACGGGAGUCCGGGACGUGCAGGUGCAGCAGUGCCCCUGCGGGAGGGCGCUGGGCCGGUGGGGCCGCACGGAGCUGCUGGCCAGGACCUGCUGCGAGCUGCAGGCGGACCCCCGCGCCGCCCGGCAUUCCGUCAAGGUCCUGGCUGACAUCUUCGUCACGGAUGGAAACUUCCAGUUGGUGGUGCAGGCCCUGGGGCCGGCAGCUUCCACCCCGCCGCUGCGCCUGCGCUGCCUCUCCUUCCGGGCAGACAGCCUGGAGCCCGGCCAGCUCCUGCAGGUGCUGUGCCUGGCGGGGCCCGGCGAGCUGCGCCGGCUGCAGGUGGUGCACAACGUGCGGCUGCACGCGGGCCACGUGCAGCAGCUGCUGGCCCAGCUGCACUUCCCCCAGCUGGUGUCGCUCACCCUGCCUGCCAGGGCCUUCGACCCGCCCCCUGCCUGCGCCCCCGCUCCCGAGGGGGAGGACUCCCUCCUCACCUCCAUCGCCUGGCAGCUCAGCCAGAUGACCCAGCUCACCGAGCUGAGUGUGGCUUUCUCCACGCUGACCGGGAACGUCCAGAAACUGCUCGGCCCCCUCAGGACCCCGCUGAGAGUGCUGGACCUGGCCAACUGCUCCCUGAACCACGCGGACAUGGCCUUCUUGGCGGACUGCGCCCAUGCCGCCCACCUGGAGGUGCUGGAUCUCAGCGGGCACAGCCUGAUCUACCUCUUUCCUUCGAGCUUCUUCCGGCUGCUGGGCCGGGCAGCGCAGACCCUGAGGGUGCUCACCCUGGAGGAGUGCGGCAUCGAGGACCGCCACCUGAGCACCCUGAUCCUGGCCCUGGGCCCCUGCCGGCAGCUGCAGGAGCUCCGCUUCCUGGGCAACCCGCUGUCGGCCUCCGCCCUCCGGCGCCUCUUCCUGGCCCUCUGUGAGCUCCCCAAGCUGUGGUGGGUGGAGUACCCAGUGCCCAAGGACUGCUACCCGGAGGGGGCCGCCUACCCCCAGGACGAGCUGGCCAUGUCCAAGUUUGACCAGCAGAAAUAUGACCUCAUCGCCGAGGACCUGCGCGGGGUGCUGCUGCGGGCCGGCCGGGACGACAUCCAGGUCUCCACACCGGUCUUCGGAAGCUUCGACCCAGAUAUCCAAGAAACGAGCAACGAACUCGGGGUUUUCUUGCUGCAAGCUUUCAGAACGGCCCUGGAAAACUUCUCCCUGGCUCUGAAACAAAUGGAGUAGGCGGGCCCUGCAGCAGGCACAGCGGGUCUCGCCUUCCAGCCGAUGGAUCUGUGACCACCCCGGGGUCGGCAGUUUGGGCCCAGUGUUUGUGCCCUCCCUACCAUAUCCGAAGCAUUUCUUAGUCCUGGCAUCUGUUAGGCGCUCUAGGAGACGAAGCCCUGCCUUCCCGUAGACAUGACACGAGGUCACUUUAGGCUCAAAGCACAGCGGGCAUGCAGGAGGGGGACAUGGCCCGGGGCAGGCACAAAGAAGUGCCAGGGACUGAGAGUGGCCGUCCUGGUCACGGUGCGCCCCAGGCUGCGUGCGAGAUGCAGGCUAGCCUGGUAGCGGUAGCAAGGAGGUGGGAGAGAGGACAUCAGCUGGCAUGAGAGGGAAGAAAUGAGAGAAUACGUCACCACCAACUGGGAAAAGAGUGAGAGUGAAGAGCAUGGGAGCCCUGUGCUGUCCCACCCCCUGGCUUGUCCACAGUGCUGAUGCUUACAGGGUGACGUCUGUCUGAAUAUUUACAGCAGCCAAUCUAGCGUGGACCGUGGGCUUUGGUUAUCAAUGGCUUUAAUCUAAUUUGAGGCGGUGAACAGGGCCAAGGCUGCUGGCUGAGCCUGAGAGCACAAGGGGAAGGAACCCGAGGGCCUGCAGUGACCACACCCUGCUGCCCUAAGCCUCGCAGGCCCUGAGGAGGACGCUCUGCUCUGGUCUAAGGGAGCUGGCCUGGCGCUCAAGAGUAGGACGCAGGUGGGCUUGGUUUCCACAAGCUCUUAUUUGUGCAACGGUGAUUAUUAGGAUGAUUAAAUACAAAUAAAACAGAAGUGUGUCUUAUUCAGAUAUGAUUUUAAUUUCAAUGCGAUUUAACUUAAUUUUAAUUUCAAUGUGAUUUUAAGUUCAGAAUUUUUAAAGGAACCUAUGAAAUAAAACAAUUUUUUUCUCAAGAUAGAAGCUUGUACCUGAUCUGGCCAAAUCCUCCUCAACCAUCCCAGUGCUCCAUGAAGGUUUGCAUCACUGAGUGAACAGGUGCUGCCCCUCCCC